GCUUGGGCUUGCGGGUGCGUGGAGGCGAGCUGCGGUGAUGAUGCGGCUGCUCGCAUCCAGUGCGUGUCGCAGAUGACGCGCAAUGGCCGCAGUGGUGCUUUUACUGGUGCUAGUGCUGGCGCGGUUGAAAGGCGGACGAUGCUGAGGGAGGGAAGGAAGAGGAGGAAGGACGCCUUUGUACUUUUGUCGGGUCUAUUUUAAGCAAGCGUGGCGUGGGGGUACAUUAGGUGGAUCGUCAAGGCCCACGGCGAGGAUCAGGAUAAGGAAGCACACCCUCGCCGGUGAAUAAGAGACCGAGGGGGGACCAACUGCUCAUCGAAUAAGGUUUCUACAGACACACUGGACAAAUGUGGAACACAUCUGAGUGAACUUCCUGUUAUCUCUCUUUGGAUAAAAUCUUCAGGGCAAUGCUUUUGUUUUUAGAGACGAUUUGAAAACGAUCUUUCUGAGGUGCAUCACUAUCUGUAUUGUGAUAACUGAAAAGAAGCACUCGCUCUCUAGAUGAGGCUCACGUGGAGUGCCAUGUUGCAGCACAACAACAAUAACAACUACCCGUGCCUGAAGGCGUCCCCCCACGAGGCACCCCUCAUGUCUGCUUCUCAGCCAAUCCCAAGCAGGCUGGAGCUAGGCCUGGGGGACCUGCCGCUCAUCAGGGGCCUGAGGGCCUGGGUGCUGUGCUCAAAGAACCGUCAGAAGGGUGGCGCCCCACCAGCUGGCAGGCGAGCACCGGUGACACCACCUGCCAGUCGGAGGACUUACUGCCCCAGACCAGCGGACGUGCACUUAAGUGGUACAUGGGGUUCGGGGUACGGCCUCCCCCAUGCUGGAGUGGGUGCCCUUGUGACGGUUGCCACACUAAAGACAUCGGAAGGCACUGGGAAGACACAGACUCAGUGUCUCUUUUUGCGGAACGACAAAGGAACUUGUUUGUACUCCACAUCUGGCGGGACAAGUGGGGCCGGCGCGUGGCUCAGAGGGAAAUCUGGUACUUCGCGGCGUGAUAUUUCCACUCUCCAAAUGCAAACUGCGGCAAGUCGAGUUCGUUUGCGCUCAGGCCGGAGGUGGAGGAAGUCCGGUCACCCAGUUGUCCGAGAGAAAAGACAAUCUGAUGAGGAUGUUGCCCAGGAACACGAAAAACAAGGCGCUAGUCACAAAGGGGAAACCUGUCAAAAACACAGAGGAUCACAGGAUACAUCCGGAGGCCUUCAGAAUCCAUCCGAUGUGGAAAGUCUGAGCAAUUCCAGCCAUGCAAACAAAACACUUCCUCAUGAAGAAGCUAUAGUGAAACUGGAGGAACCAGACAAAGUGUGUCUGGACUGCCUCAACAGAUCUGACGGAGAAUCCUGUCAGAAAAGCCCUGGAUUCAGUCAAAAUGCGUACAGGGAAAAUUGUCAGAAUAAGUCCAGUCAUACUGCCGGUCCAGUAACAAUUCUUCCUGAGAAAGACGUCACUGAGAACCAGUCCAAAAAAGUGGACCCACAACUCUUUGGCAGCCCUGACAAGGCAGUCUGUCAGAAAACCUGUGUACUGGUUCGGAAUCCUGGAUGUUUUCAGAAUGCUUUAAAUGAGGGAAGUCAGCAAGAGUCGAGUCAUGCGCUCGAUCAAGACAAAACACUUCCUGAUGAGAAAGCCACCGUGAAAGAGGAGGAAUCAGAUAAAGUGAGUCCGGAGUGUCUCGACAGUCCUGAAAGGGAAUCCUGUCCCAAAAGCCAAGAGUUCGGUCAGAAAAAAAAUCAGUAUAACAUAAGAAUUCCUGAGGAAGAAGUUACUGAGAAACAGCAAGAUCUGCAGAUAUUUAGUAGUCCUGACAUGGAACUCUGUAAGAAAACCCGUGGACUGGUUAGGAGUCUUCAAAAUGCUUCAAAUAAGGGAAGUCAAAGGAGGUCCAGUUAUGCACCCGGUCAAAACAAAAGACUUCCUUAUGAGGAAGGCACAGAGAAACAGGAAAAGCCAGGCAAAGUCAGUUCAGAGUGCCUUGCAUGUUCGGAAGAAAGAAUGUGUCAGCAAAGCCGAGGACUGCUGGGGAGUCCUGGAUGUCUUCAGAAUGUUUCCAAUGAGGCAAGUUCUAUUGGACAAAGCCCCUCGAGUGGGGAGAUGUCAGGAAUGAAAAGGGAGUGGGAAGAGAAUGCAUUCCACCGCAACACUUUAUCUAGCUCGGUGGGGCCAAGCCCGGACCUGGAAUCUUCACACUCUGCCUCAGAAUGUGAGGGCAGCAAAGAAUCCAAGAGCACAAAAAAGAGAAUGGGUGAGGACGAUGGCGUCAUCCAGACGCCUUUUGAUGACAUUACACUCACAACCGUAUGCACUAAAGCCUCUAGUCCUGCAAGGGGCAGCACUGGGCGAGCAGAAAGUAAGCUUUGCCAGGUUGAGAACAGAGAGGCGCACCCGGAGUUGGAGCAAAAUGCUUCAAACCCAACACUGGAUUCUUCUUUAUCUUCUUCAAAAGAAAGCUUCAAAAUCAACUUUAUGGAGGGAAAAGAAGCUGACUGGACGCCAAAAGAGUUUGCACGUGGAUGCAUGGUAACUCCUGGUGGUCCCCGCCUGCAAAUUCCCACCCCAUACUUGCCCCCGUUGGGCACCAUGGAGACCAGUCAGCAACACGCUGAGGUAGAAGAGGAAAAUAGAGGCCCAGACGAAAUAGCUUUGGAGAGUUGGGGCGAAAAACAGCAGGAAGAAGAUGAUUUUGGAGGGUUCAUGCAAGCAGGAGAAGGGUGCAGUCAGGGUGUUGCUGUUUAUGACCCAGCGGCUGAGCUCAUGCAACAACGCAGCAGACAGAACCAAAGAGCAUUGGGGAGCAGUGACAUCUCUGGGAAGUCGUGUGACUGGAAGCCCACCUGGACGGGAAGUCUGGACGCCUGGGCAACCUUUCCUCAGGACGUGUGGGACGAGGGUCGGGAUUCAGCAGGACAGUGGUGGCCAGAGGAGGAAACGAGCGAUGACAACACCGUCAAUCAUGAACUUGCAUGUCUGUUUGCUGUGGCCUUCCCCACACCGGCCACCUCGGCACCCCAGCACCCGGAUGACGUCAUUCCCACAUUAAUGCAGCUUCUACAGGAACGUGGACAGGAGCAACGACUGCUGGACGGCUUCCAGGACGUCAGCAAAAUGUCCAUCCCUAGAUACAAACAAGGAGGCGGCGUGUCCCGAGGUCUCUUGCUGACCUCAUUACACGUGGAGCGACCCAACACUGACAGCCAAUCCACCAAUUGCCGGAGUUAUUGUCGCCCCUUCCCUGGUCUGUACUCGCCCAAUCAGCGCGUUCCCAACACGGUGGUCAAGCGGCGGCUCUCUUGCGAUUACAAUAGGAGCGGCCCAGAGUGACAUUUUUUUAACCUGCCGAAAGCAAAGACUUCUGUGUUACUUUAUGUUAUUUCCUAUUUUAAUCAAGUCAACAAACCAAAACAGCAAACAAAAACAGAAAGUGUAUUUUUACGUAAGGAAGGCAAACCUUUAAUACUGGAAUACCUUUGGAAGUUACGCUGUUACAAUUGUAUGUGAAGAACAGAGGAGAUUGUUGCCACUUGAAAGAUCGGCCACCAGUUGCCAGAAAUUUUUUGCCGCUUCCAUGUUGCCAAAUUUUCUGCUCAGCUUUUUUUUUUUGUGUCUUCCAACACCAGGAAACAAUUAGUCGAUAAAAAACUUAAUGACAAAUUUAAUUGAACUUGUAAUUUCAUCAAUCAAUUAACUGCAUAAAUAUUUGAAUCAAUUAAUAGUUGUUAGUUGAAUUAAUUGAAAUAGUAAUUAAUUGAAUUAAAUUUUUAAAUGAUUUCAAAUUCAAUUAAUUUUAUAUUGUUCAUCCAAGAUAUAGAGGAUAGGGCACAUUGUUGUCUAAUGUCGAAAGAAAAAUUGCUGUUUUAUCUUUUCACCAAGUGUGUGUGUUUUUUUCGUGUGUUUUUUUUUUUUUUUUUUUUUUUUUUUGCACGGCCCUUUUGUAUUUUAAAAUGGUAAUGUACUGGUACAAGAAUUUUUUUUUUUUUUUUUUUGCACCACAACAACCAUUACAUUAAUUUGUUUGUUUUUUUAAUUACAAAAUUUGUCUAUUGCCAUUCAGUUUAAUAAAUCUGGUAGAUUGAUUUUUGUAGGGAAGCUACAAAUUUCUGCUCAUUCUUCAUGUUUUUACCUAAUAUGAUAUCUUGUUUAAAACAGUUUUUUUUUUUUAUCCCAUUUUCUUUCUAAAACAAAUUGUCAUACAGAAUAAAAAAAAACACCAGGAAUAUUUUCCACUAUUAAUAUGGAUGCCUGUGAUCAUGGCUUUUUAUUUAUUUUUAUUUUACCAUUGUUUUGUUGUUGUUGUUUUUUACAACCUUGUUUUACGAAACAGACACGUCACAUGUAGCAGAGUCAUGUGAAAAAAUUAUGACACCCCAUUAAAUAGUCAGUUCUUCAUUGAGAAAUGUUCACAUAUUAAUGUCUGAGCUUGUUUUUCUUUAUCUCUGGAAAAGAAAGUGAUUCCAUUGCAGGUAAACAACAAAAACUAGCAUUGUUUUACUCAAUAAACCAAAUAUAUCAACAUAAAUGCAUAUUCUAACUGAGGAAAAAGUUAGGACACCCUACGACCUAUUAGCUAGUGUUACCCCCUUUGACUGAAAUAACUUUAGUGAGACACUUUUUGUAGCCAUCUACCAGUUUUUGACAUCGGUCUGAAUAAAGUUUGCCCCUCUCCUCAACGCAGAAUACUUUCAGCUGUGAGAUGUUUGAGGGGUUUCUUGCACGUACAGCCCGUUUCAAGUCACCCCACAGCAUCUCAAUGGGAUUCAGAUCAGGGCUUUGGCCCGGCCAUUCCAGGACACCUCAUUUCUUCCUUUCCAGCCAUUAGAUUUACUGGUAGGUUUUGGGUCAUUGUCAUGUUGUUCAUUUCAGCUGUAAUUUUUCACAGAUGAUCUCACAUGUUCCUGAAGCACCCUCUGAUACACGAUAGAAUUCAUGGUGGAUUCUAUGAUGGUGAGCUGGCCAGGUCCUGCUGUAGCGAAGCAUCCCCAAACCAUGACACUUCCACCUCCAUGCUUCACGGUUGGUAUGAGGUUCUUUUUCUGGUAUGCUGUAUUGGGUUUAUGCCAAACAUGUCCUCUGUUCUGGUGUCCAAAUAAUUCCAUUUUAGAUUCAUUUGUCCAAAGAACAUUAUUCCAGAUGUCCUGGUCUUUGUCCACAUUUCCUCUGGCAAACUUCAGUCUGGCUUUCAUCUUCUUCUUGGAGAGCAAAGGUUUCCUCCUUGCACAACUUAAACUUCUGAAGUAUUUUUCUGAAUGCAGAGGCAUGCUCUUACACAUCAACAGUAGCAAAAACCUGCUGUAGGCCCGUGAUGGCAUUUUAGGGUUUUUGGAGACCUCUUUUAGCAUCUUGCGGUCUGCUCUCGGGUCGAACUUGCUUGGACAGCCAGACCUGGGCAUGUUGGCAGUUGUUUAGAAUGUUCUCCACUUAUAGACUAUUUUCCAGACACUGGAAUGGCUGAUUUUAUAUUCUUUUAAAAUCCAUUGCCAGACUCAUAAGCGUCUACAGUCUUCUUCCUGAAGGCCUCAGACAGCUCCUUUGAUCCCUGCUGUUUUCUCUCAUUUCAUCAGUCAGUCACUGUUGAGAGUAUUCUGCGUUGAGGAGUGGGGCAAAUUUGCUUCAGACCGACGUCAAAGACUGGUAAAUGGCUACAAAAAGCGUCUCACUGAAGUUAUUUCAGCCAAAGGGGUAACACUAUCUACGAGGUUGUAGGGUGUCUUAACUUUUUCCUCAGUUAGAAUAUGCAUUUUUGUUGAUAUAUUUGGCUUGAUGAGUAAAGCAAACCAUGUUAAUUUUUGUUGUUUACCUGUAAUUAAAUCACUUUCUUUUCCAGAGGUAAAGAAAAGAUCAGACAUUGAUAUGUGAACAUUUCUUAAUAAAGACCAGAAUAUUAAAUGGGGUGUCUUAAUUUUUUCACAUGACUGUAUUUAAACGGAUGUUCCGUCAGUUCACUUCACUGCUGUUUGUAAUGUUUUUACACACCGGAAUAAGUUUUACUGUACGUAGGUCUUAAUCAAAAUCUAUGAAGAAUAUAUCAUUCUCACUUUGAAAAAUGGGAGAUUGUUUUCACAUGUCAGACUUAAGUAGCACUUUUCCAUAACUUUCUUCUUGUAUUUCUAACUUUUCCGUUGUCUUAUCUCACACUACUUUGCUUUCCCACAACCCAGGUACACAAAGAAUAUAGUUAUCACAUGUAGGACACGGCCACAAAUCUCUGCAGCUCCUUUUUUCAGUGGAUUUUUUUUAAAUAGAGACUGCUACUAUACCAUUUUAUCUUUUAAAACUUUUCAUGCUGUCAAUCAAUAUGUGUUGCUAUGGAAAUACGAUGUGCACUUGGAUGACUCUCACUGGUUUGUUUGUGUUGUCCUGCUAUGUUUGUACUGUCACAAUUUUCAUUUCAAUGAACAAGGACUUUGACCAGAUAAUUAAUAAAAUGGUCUUCCUGAUUAGACGGCAUUCAAAAUGUAAGCUCUUAUUUCAAGUGAGAUCUGUGUAACAUUCCUGAGAUUUUUUUCUCCUGUCACACAUGGACACUAAGGCUACUGUGCGUUUUUCUCUUCUCUUUGCUAAUCACUUCGAGACUGUGUGUUUUUAAUUUCUCCUCCUUUGCGAGGAAAGAGUUAAGCAUAAUUUUUGCAGCGUCAGGGCAGUAGCAGUAUGAUGACGAGAAGUGCUUAAAGCUACUGGAGGAAGCAAAACAAGGUUGCAUAAAGGGAACAUGUCGAGUGAGCUAAAACAAGGAACACAAACAAGAGACGUGUGGACGAACCCUCGUGAUCCCCAGGACAAUCUGAGGGGAAAACAGGACUUUCAAAUGAAUUGUCAUCUUUGUCAUGUGUGCCAGUCACAAGAAAGCAGCUGUGCGUGAUCUAAUGGAUUUCCAAGGUUUACAAUGCAUGCGUCAAAUGAACGCUCAUGGGAGGAUUAUUUUGGGAAACAUAAAAUUGCUAGAAAAAAAAAAAAGUCUGACUUGAGCCACAUCAAAUGUUCUGUACAUUCGAGUGACUAAUGAUUGGACGGGAUUCUGUAUACAUCAUACCAUUGGUGGGAAAUGAGGGAGUCUGCCUUUGACACCAGUUUCAUCAAAUUACAUGAAAUUGGGUGGACAUGUCUAUGAUGGCAGGACGCACCAAAGAGGUUUCAACGACACAUGACUCAAAUUUAACUUAAAAGCAUAGGUGGAGUUUGACUUUUGGGACAACAUGUUGAUUACCCCGAAACACAUUGUCAGCAAUAAAAUGAAUUUACAAGAAUAUUUGUAAUAUCAAGUUGACAAUGAACGUUUUUUGUUUCCCAUCAUUCUUGAGGGGAAUUCUAAAUCAGGCUGCUUACGCAAUACUUUUCGCCAAGAUCGUCAACCAUUGAAUAUGGUACGCCCGCUGAUGUCGUGCCAAUGUAGUUACCCCAGUCAAAAAUUGUAUCCCCUGGGCGGAGCC
Messenger RNA from Corythoichthys intestinalis (scribbled pipefish), 7424 nucleotides. RefSeq lists its product as uncharacterized. The record is from RefSeq and is a predicted model, not a curated record. The coding region runs from base 502 to 3321 and encodes 939 amino acids. Lineage: Eukaryota; Metazoa; Chordata; Actinopteri; Syngnathiformes; Syngnathidae. The transcript has 6 exons.